AAAUUAUAAAUAAAUAGAGCGGGAAAAUUUAAAUGUCGGAGACUUAUGAGAAAAUUAAUGACAACAUUGACAGGUUGGAUACCGGUGAAAUUUUAUAAUAAUUUUUAAUUGGUUUUGAUAUAAAUAAUAAAAUAAUAAUGUUUUGGAAAAGUGGAAUUUUGAAAAAUUACUGCAGGUUUUAUAAACCAUGGAAAGUAAUUGAAAAAAAAUUAAUUCAUAAUGACAGAUUUAUUUAUGGAAAUGAGGUUAUUGUUGGUAAAAAAAAUAAUUUGCCAAUUGUUGCAUUAGAAUCAACAAUAAUAACUCAUGGGAUGCCUUAUCCAGAUAAUUUUAUAACUGCAAUAAAUAUUGAAGCCAUUAUAAAAAAACAGAAUGUAGUACCGGCAACGAUUGGAAUAAUUGAUGGUAAAAUCCACGUGGGAAUGAAUGAAGAGCAGAUCCAUAAACUAGCAAAGUCAAGUGCCGUAAAAUGUUCAGCGAGGGAUAUUUGUUCGAUAGUCGCUGGUGGAUUUAAUGGUGGAACGACAGUAGGAGCUACUGUUACACUGGCCAACUUGGCAGGAAUAGCUGUGAUGGCAACUGGUGGUAUCGGAGGUGUUCAUAGGAACGCUGAAAGUACUUUCGAUAUCAGCUCUGACCUGAUUGUUCUCAGCCAAACUCCUGUUUCAGUUGUCUGUGCUGGUGUCAAAGCUAUUUUAGACAUUCCUAAGACUUUAGAAUUCUUGGAAACACAUGGAGUGCCAGUGAUAUCAAUAGGGACUACAAUGUUCCCGGCAUUUUACAGCAGAACAACUGUCGACAAUAUUAAAUCACCAGUGACAGUACCAGGUGCUCGUGAAGCCGCGCAAUGUAUAAAUGUCCAGCGAAAUAUGAAACUUAACUCAGGUUCAAUAUUCGCUGUUCCGAUUCCUGAAAAUGCAGCUUUCGAUCCUACGGAAAUUGAAAAGUUUAUUGAAAUAGCGCUUAAAGAGGCGGAACUUAAUAAAAUAACUGGAAAAAAUGUGACUCCAUAUCUUCUUCAGAGAGUCACUAAACUCACCGCCGGAAGAUCAUUGCUAUCAAAUAAAAUACUUAUCGAAAACAAUGCAAAAGUCGCCGCAGACAUCGCUACUGAACUUUCAAAUUUAUCCUCGUCUCAAUCUAGUCCCACUACUGGUUCAUCAGCACCAUCAGCAGCUGUCAAUCAAAAGGAUCAAGUGGUUGUUGUCGGAGGGGCUGUUUUAGAUACUAUUUUACAAGUGGAAGAGCCGGUUAUCAAAUUUGACGGACGGACAAACAGAGGCAAGAGUCGGAAAAGCUACGGAGGAGUUGGCAGAAAUAUUGCGGCAAGUCUUACUGCGCUUGGAGUCGAAAAUACGAAAUUUAUUACUGUCGUUGGUGACGAUGAACCGGGGCUUGAAAUUUUUGGGAAAUUUGAUAGAGGGGGUAAUAUUAAAAAAAUGGGCGGAAAUAUUACUGCAAGAUACACUGGAGUGAUAGACGUGAACGGCGAAUGUCGUUUUGGAUUUGGCGAAAUGGAUAUUUUAAACUCAAUCGACCCGAGCUUAGUGCGAGAUAAUCGAUCGGCAUUUGAACAAGCGAAACUUAUAAUUCUGGACGGUAACCCAUCAUUGGAAACGAUCAACGAGGUCAUCGACAUUGCAGUUAAUUGCCUGGUACCAGUUUGGUACGAGCCAACGGAUGUCAAAAAAGCUUGCAAAAUAUUUGAAAAUGACAAAUGGAAAAGCGUUUUGCGAUUUGUAUCGCCGAAUGUCAAAGAAUUAUUUAUUAUGUCUGAAUAUUUUUCGAUAACUAAAUCAUCAAUGAAAUCUUUCAAUGAAGACGACAUCGAUAUCAAUGAAAUAAAAGAACUGACUGAAAAAUUAGCAGAAUAUAUUCCUGUUGUAUUCACAACAAUGGGCUCUAAGGGAUUAUUGGUUGCAAGAAAGGCAGAGCAGAAUGGAUUGCACGAUUUCCUUGAUCUCCAAAGAAGUAUUUCAAGUCAGUGUGAAGUAAAAAGUAAAUUUUAUCCAGCUUUGAUGAAUCUUGACAAGCGAGAGUUGACGCAAAAGAAAUUUAGCGUAAGUGGAUGUGGAGACUGUUUAGCUGCUGGAAUAAUAACUGGAAUGCUGGAGCAAAUGGAUGAAGAAUCCUGUGUCUCACUCGGUCUCCAAGCAGCUGCGGCUUCUCUUCAAUCUUUAGAAUCAGUUCCUGCUGAAGCGCUCAAUCAGCUUGUCCAGAAAAAAUGAGGUAUUUAAGUAAAUAAUUUAUAAGAUAAACCCAUAAUAUAUUUUUUUAAAAUAUCAAUUUUUUCUUAAACAUUUUUUAUGUGUCAUUUUUUUUAAUACUACGUAAUAAUUAAAUAAAAAUAUGAUGUGUUCAUGUAAACUAUACAUAUAAAUAAUAC
Molecule: messenger RNA, 2386 nt
Organism: Microplitis demolitor
Lineage: Eukaryota; Metazoa; Arthropoda; Insecta; Hymenoptera; Braconidae
Exons: 9
Coding region: 138-2228 (696 amino acids)
Molecular function (GO): pseudouridylate synthase activity
Source: RefSeq, a predicted model, not a curated record